GGAAAACAACUUAAGAAGUUGAAUAUUUUUUAGGGUUGCUUCAUUUUAACUGUCUAACUUUGAACACAUAUCGACAAAAUUGUCUUCAUUUCUUUCGUCGAAUAUUUACCGGUUAGUGUACAAACUUUGAACCUAGUUGUUGAUAGGCCUUCGAUUCAUUCGCGCCGGAAAAAUCGAGAAAAACUUUUAAUAUCGAAGGAAUCUUCAUAAGCUGCAAAACAUUUUCAAUUUCCUGUUUUUUUCCCAGUCACUAUCAUGUACUGGAUGAUAACAGCAGUUUUUAAAACUACUAUUGGAUGGCUUGUGGAGAAAGGCAGAGAAAAAGUAGCAGAAAAACUUAAAUAUGGCGACGUAACAGAUCAACAGCUUCGCGGCAUCAUCAUACGUGAAAUUGACGAUGUGAAGUCUAAGCUGGAUGGAAUAUCAAAGAAAGAGUUGAAAACAAGUAUAAGCUCCUUUAGAGAAGGAAUCGAGUACCUGUAUAAAGUAUUUGAAGAGACUAGGUCGAGGGAUGAGCUUACUGAAUAUGCCACAAGGCAGCUCGCCACUGCAAAAGACAGAUUCAAAUUUGCUCGUCAAAUGGCAACCAUUGCUUUUUCAAAUGAAGCAUUAUCAACAACUGACCGCAUCUUAGCAAUGCAGUACCGAGUGAUGGCAACAGAAUUAGAAACAAUAGACCAUCCCGCAGAUGCUGUAGCAUCAUGUAGAGUGUGUAUCGAAGAGCUAAACAGUCUGCCGGUGGUUCAGCAAAGUCUUCAAGAGCAGCUCAGGACAGGUAUCAUGGCAGUGAAGGGUUUAUUUAGCAAAGAAGAACGACGGAAAGUUAUUUCCGGUGUCUGUCUUAUCAAUCGUGUCGUCUACGAUGUCACACAAACAGUAUCCGUUAAAGAACCAUUGCCACAAUGGCCCAUGAUUGAUACAGGAAAAGAGAAAGUUGAUCUGCUGCGAGACCGGAGAGUAACAAAAAUACUUUGUAGACAGGGUAUGGAGAACUGUAGUGUGUCAUGGAUACUUGGUCAUUAUGGCGAAGAGGAGCACAGGUUAAAUAAUCCGAGUGGUAUCGCUACCAACUCAAGCGGGCAAUAUAUUGUAGCAGACUGUGACAAUACAAUCAAGGUGUUUGACAAGAGUGGCAUGUUUGUGCAACGUUUCAGAGUUCCUGCUCCUCUUUUAGAUGACAUGGGUAAGCAGCUAUCCUUUACAUACCGGGUGGUUCAUCUAGUCGCAGACAUGAAUGACAACAUUUAUGUGCCGGUCAAAGAAACCAGUUGUGAGGACUCAUACUGGAUUUCUAAGUUUAACAAAACUGCUGACGAGCAUAACAGUUUUCGCGUCAGGACAAUGGGCUGCGAAUGCAAACUGUCAGUCAGCGAUAGUGGUAAAGUGGUGGUACUGAAGAGAAACUCUGGAGAGAGUUAUGGGAUUGUGGAUGUUUAUGAGGCUAAUGGUCAGUUUGUUUGCAGUUUUGGAAGACAAAUCUUGAGUUACCCGUGCGACAUCACUACUGUAAGUGAUGGUAGAGUUAUGGUGGUGGAAGGAUGGCUUUCGACGCCAGGUGUUCACAUAUUCAGCGAACAGGGUGACCAUCUAAACAGGUUUGAUCUGCAAAGGUUUCUGAGAUCUCCAAAAAUUGCAUUUCACAGGGAAAGUCAACAAGUCGUCGUGGCCGGUAAUAAGGAAUCAGACAUCUUGUAUGUAGGGAUAUACACUAGAGAUGGUGAGUUUGUGCGAAGUACUCUUAUCCAUAUGGGAGAGUCCUUUAUUCUGAAUGGGAUUGCAGUGACCACCGAGGGACACAUUGCAGUAGUAACCCGGAUUCUAGGUUCAACAAAAAAAGUAAUCAUCAUUUAAAAAACGCACUGAUUUUCCAUUCUUACUUUCACGUUUAGUUUACUAACUGUUUAUUAUUACAUAAAAUAAUAAUAAUAAUAAUAAUAAUAAUAAACACAAAGCCUUUAUUUUUCACAGGGCAUGAUGUAGCUUGAGACAAAAGUUUUAUGCCUAGAAUGAAAGCCUUUAUAGCCUCAAUUUAUUAACUUUUGAAGCGUUGAAAUUUAAUCGAACAAAUGUGAUGCAGUUUAGAAAAUUUUCUUGGAAAAUAAGUACUACAUCAUUGAUCAUGUAGGAACUUUAUUGACGGCUCCAGGCUUAGCUAGAGAUAUGAUGCUUAUUUGGCAAUCAACCUAAUGGUCCUCACUUCUUUAGAUGUAUUAAUAAAAUUGCACAUUGCAACUGCCAUAUAUUUCCUUGUAAUGCGAGGAAAUACUUUUUUAUGUCAUGGCAAGGUGACACGUCUGACACAGCAAUAAGCUGAGAUAUUUGUUUAUUCUCAUUACCUGUUUACUGGAUAAUGUAUGGAUAUUGUAAGGAGAAGUUGAAUGUGAUUCUCUUCUGUGUGUGAAAGGGGUUGAUAUUCAGUCUCUCUCACAUGUAUGUGCGUCAUUUUAUAUUUUAAUCAUGGUGUUCCUAUCUUUCGAUAAUUUCAAAACUAGCCUUUAUCCGUCUUUUAAGCAUAAUGCGUGGACAGUUACUGCUGUGAUAGGCCUAACGUUUGCUUAAGUAGUUUUGAAUGCUUGUGCUUUUCAUGUCGCAUGUUUCAUUAAUCUAAUGAAGUAUUUAGCUGUCGUUUCUUGCGUGACAAUUUUGAGGCAAGACCAAUUUCUGCAGUGAACUUUGUCGCGUGGCAAAUCUAGAUGAUAAAAAAUUAGUAGAAAGAUCGAUCCUUAGAGAUCAAUUAAACUUGUCAGUAAAGACUAAUUAUUUCAUAGCUGGCUAAUCAAUGUUAGGGGAAAAAUUCAUGUGUUUUAGUUCGUGUAAUGUUAGUUCAAGUUUUGUUUCAAUUCAAAUUUUAUUUUUCAAGUUUCAAUUUAUUUCGUGUAUUCUGUUUGUUCUUUGACUCGACCGGUCGAGCUAUAAAGAACGAUGAACAAAUUGCUCCAUUCAAAUUGUUGUUACCAUUGUGUAAAUUAUAGCCAAAAAUUGAAUUGUUGACGUAUCAUAAAAUGAUAUACUUAGGGUUUUUCGUGGGUUUUUGGGCAUAUAUAUUCGCUAAUUUUCCAUAUGUAUUCGUAUACUUUCAUAUUUAAAAUAUUCGGCUUCAUUCGGGUUUUCCUUCUAGUAAGUUAAAAAAUAUAAUUAAAUAAAAAAAAUAUUUAAAAAGCCACAGCAGUUUUUGAGUAGUAAACUAAGAAAUUUUUGCUUUCUUCUUGCUUUCAUUGUAUACCUGUAUAUUGGUACUUUUGUUGUUCAUUACUAGUGAAAUAUUACGUAAAUAUAAGUGUAAAUGGUCUUUUUGGAAAAAUUGAUUCUCACGGUAGUUAGCAGCUGAGAUUAUACUCGUAAUGUUAAUUUCCUUUCAUACGAUAAUUUCCACACCAACCUUACAUAGAUAAGCAGAAAUUUUUAAUUACUUUUCCGCUUUUAUUUCCUAAGCUGCUCUACUUUAAUUAAGAUAGGUAUAUUUUCUAUACCAGAGCUGUGAAUUCUCACCCAAGUUUCCUAUUUUUGAUGGCCUCGAAUUUGUUGUAUCCGUCCUUUAAAUUUUGAAAUUCUUUUCAUCGUAGAAACAGCGGGAACAUUUAAGUAGUUUUCGUAUAACUUCAAGGAGACAUUUUCUGCUUCUUUGUGUCCUUGUUCAAAUAUUGUAAUUUGUGUUACAAUAGCACCUCACACCAGUUAGUUUUUAAACAAGUACCUUGUACAGCUUUUGCUACAAUUAGUUUAGCUUUUACCGUGGCAUGAUUUAUGUUAGAGUGCUCUUCGAAUAAAGUCUGCUGUGGAACUAAAACGCUGUCU
Molecule: messenger RNA, 3795 nt
Organism: Pocillopora damicornis (cauliflower coral)
Lineage: Eukaryota; Metazoa; Cnidaria; Anthozoa; Scleractinia; Pocilloporidae
Biological process (GO): proteasome-mediated ubiquitin-dependent protein catabolic process; protein polyubiquitination
Molecular function (GO): protein binding; ubiquitin protein ligase activity
Source: RefSeq, a predicted model, not a curated record